Malaya genurostris is the source of this 1245-nucleotide messenger RNA. RefSeq names its product leukocyte elastase inhibitor-like. Gene Ontology annotation, molecular function: serine-type endopeptidase inhibitor activity. The record is from RefSeq and is a predicted model, not a curated record. Bases 12 to 1160 code for a protein of 382 amino acids. The transcript is spliced from 3 exons. Lineage: Eukaryota; Metazoa; Arthropoda; Insecta; Diptera; Culicidae.
CCAGCGAAAAGAUGUUAUCAUUGACGGGAGUGUCGACACUGCUGUUGAUCGUGGCGGCCAUCAAAGCAGAAGAUAAUGAGUUCAACACCGGCAAUUUGGAUUUCGCGUUGAAAUUCUUUAAAAAUUCCCACAACCAAUCCAGUAAUUCAGUUGUGUCUCCGAUAUCGGUUCGACUCGCGCUGGCUGCCAUCUACCAAGCCGCUGAACCUCCGCUGAGUCAGGCCAUUCAAGAGGCAACGGGACUCUCGGAACUACGAAAACAACAAACAGCCGAAGAUAUUACCAGCUUCCUGCAAACCACCAACAACGAACAGUUUCAUGUUCAUUUCAAAGCCUACAAAAAAGCUGAAGAAUUGGAUCCGAAAUUCGAAACAGCCAUACGAACAUUGAGUGAUUCCGGAAUUGAAACUGUGGAUUUUAGUGAUACUGAAAAUCUAUCGAAAUCCGUCAACCAAUGGGUUUCCAAUGCCACCGAUCAAAUGAUUCGGGAGAUGGUCCAGGAAAGGACCAUCGAUCCGGCCACGGAGUUCAUGCUGAUCAACACCGUCGCACUGAAGGCCCAGUGGGCGAACCGGUUCCCUUCGGAUAAAAUCCGACGAAUGCCAUUCCAUUUCAUCAACGGCGAUCGGGAGGUGGACAUGAUGCAACAGGUAAUGACGGUUCCGUACCGGGUAACCGAACACUUUCAUGCCGCCGAGUUGCUGUACAGUGCCGAUUCGGAUCUGUCGAUGUGGUUACUUUUGCCCCGCAGCCGAGGACAGUUGCCGGAGUUGAUACGAAUGUUGUCACCGGAGAUGAUCGAAAAUAUUCGACUCGGCAGUAAAACGGUUUCGCUGAACGUUGAAAUGCCACGGUUCACGAUCCGGAAUGAACUUGACGUCCGCCGGGUACUGCAGAACAUGGGCCACGGUCGACUGUUUGAGCAGUCCGAUUUGCAGGUUUUCGCCACUCGGCGAUCGCAGUUCGACGACUUCUUUCAAAGUGCGAUCAUCGCAGUGGACGAGGCGGGCACGAGGGCCGUAGCCGCAUCAAGGAUCAACGUAAAAUGGCGCAUCGGACCGCGACCCUUUCUCGCGCACAGACCGUUUCUAUUUUUCGUUCAAAAGCGCUCGACAAACACAAUUUUAUUCAUUGGACAAUACUCGAACCACGAGGACUAGGUUGGUUCGGCCUACCGGAUGCCGAAACCCCUCGAACCGGAUUUGCUUUUCUUUUCAUCAUAAUAACCCUGUUACUUUUUCAAUA